UUGUUCAGUUUGAGUCCAGCACGCGCAGCGUCAACGAGCGGAUCUCUUUCGGAAUAUUUUUCGGAGUGCCUUGCCGAGUCUACGGGCCGAUCACACGGGCACAAUUAUUUCGCACCUCAAAAUGUGGCAUAUUGAGCAUAUGGAAAUUAAUUGUUGCGUAAACAUUACCUGAACAUUUCAUAAACCUUCUGGCGGAAACAAAAUUAUGUGAGCCAAACGAUUCGCUUUGGCAGUUGUGAGAGCGCAAUUCUUCAAUAGAAGAAGUGAAAAGUUUUCGAUUUUUUUGUGAAUUCUUUUUUUUUGUGAUUUCUGGAAAAUUUGUUUGAAUUUGAAGUGGAUUAUCUCACGAACCCGAAAAUGGACGACGAGAGCGACGACAAGGAUGAUACGAAAAGAAAAUCGCGCAACCUGAGCGAGAAAAAGCGCCGGGAUCAGUUUAAUUCGCUGGUGAAUGAUCUGAGCGCCCUGAUAUCCACCUCCAGUCGCAAAAUGGACAAGUCCACGGUUCUUAAAUCCACAAUAGCCUUUCUCAAGAAUCACAAUGAGGCUGCGGACAGGUCAAAAGUUUUCGAAAUCCAACAAGACUGGAAGCCCGCCUUCCUGAGCAACGAUGAGUUCACCCAUUUGAUGCUGGAGUCCCUAGAUGGCUUCAUGAUGGUCUUCAGCAGUAUGGGUUCCAUUUUUUAUGCCUCGGAAAGUAUUACCUCCCAGCUGGGUUACCUGCCGCAAGACCUGUACAAAAUGACCAUCUACGACCUGGCAUAUGAGAUGGACCACGAGGCGCUUCUGAAUAUAUUCCAGAAUCCCGCUCCGGUGAUCGAGGCGAGACAGACGGACAUCGGAGCCAACAACCAGAUCACCUUCUACACGCACUUGAGACGAGGUGGCCUGGAGAAGGUGGACUCCAAUGCCUACGAGCUGGUCAAGUUUGUGGGUUACUUUCGUAACGAUGCCAAUACCAAUGCAGGAUCCAGCGGAGACAGUCAGAGUGGCGGGUCUGGAGGAAAUGGCCAGCCGGCUGUGCUGCCAAGGAUUUUCCAGCAGAACCCCAAUGUCGAGGUAGACAAGAAACUGGUGUUUGUAGGUACAGGGCGGGUCCAGAACCCUCAGCUGAUCCGGGAAAUGAGCAUCAUCGACCCGACGAGCAACGAGUUCACCUCGAAGCACAGCAUGGAGUGGAAGUUCCUAUUCCUGGAUCAUAGAGCGCCUCCCAUCAUAGGAUACAUGCCGUUCGAGGUGCUGGGCACCUCCGGGUACGAUUACUAUCAUUUUGAUGAUCUGGACAGUAUUGUGGCAUGCCACGAGGAGUUGCGGCAGAAUGGCGAAGGGAAAUCCUGCUACUACCGCUUUCUCACCAAAGGCCAGCAGUGGAUCUGGCUGCAGACGGCCUACUAUGUGACCUACCAUACCUUCAACUCGAAGCCGGAGCACGUGGUCUGCACCCACAAGGUGGUCAGCUAUGCGGAGGUCCUCAAGGAGAGCCAGAAGGAGCGCAAGGCGAUCACCUCCACCGGGAACAGCAGUAGCAAGCCCGCCUCGGCGACCACCACCCUCCGCGACUUUGAGCUGGGCAACCAGAAUCUGGACAGCACGUUGCUGGGCAACAGCUUGGCCAAUCUGGGCAACGAAGCAGCCGCCACAUCGCCCACCAUCGACUCGUCACCCAUGUGGUCGGCAUCGGUGGCCCAGGCCUCGGGCUCCUGCCAAAUCAAUCCCCUGAAAACAUCCCGUCCGGCCUCCAGUUACGGGAACAUCAGUUCCACGGGCAUUUCCCCAACAGCCAAGCGGAAGAAUUGCUACAGCAGUCGGGGAAAUGAGUCGGACUCCACCUCAAUUUCAGCGGAUUCGGUCACCAGCAGGCAGUCCAUGAGGACGCAUGUGAGCUCGCAAAGCCAUCGGCAGCGAUCGCAUCACCGGGACCAUCAUCACAGCCAGCAACACCACCACCACCAGCAGCUACAAAACCAUCAGCAACACCAGCUCCAGCAGCAACACCAGCAGCAGCAACAGCAGCAGCACCAGCACCAGUUGCAACAGCACCUGCAACAGAAUGUGGCUGGACCCAAGAUAGUGCCCAUUCUGCCGAUUGCUCCGGGCUCGUUGAUGGCCAACAAUGCCUGCCAGUUUCCCCAACAGGCCUAUCCCCUGUCCAGCCCGCAGCUGGUGACGCCUGGAACGUUUCUGGAACCGCCGCAAUACCUCACCGCCAUACCCAUGCAACCGGUUAUCGCUCCGUUUUCGGUAGCACCUGUGUUGUCACCGCUGCCGGUGCAGGGACAGUCCGGGGAUCUGCUAUCGGGAACGGUGGUAAUGACACCCACCCAGAGCCAGCUGCAGGACCAACUGCAACGCAAGCACGACGAGCUGCAGAAGCUCAUAAUGCAGCAGCAGGACGAGCUGAGGAUUGUGUCGGAGCAGUUGCUCUUGGCCCGAUACACCUACCUGCCAAUGCCAAUGGGAUUUACGGCCGGCAACAUGGCUGCUACGGCCAUGGGCAGCAUGGUGGGGGGUGGUGGCCAGAGGGGGCUAAACUUCUCAGGCAGCAAUGCUGUCCAGCCGCAGUUCAAUCAGUAUGGAUUCGCACUGAACUCCGAGCAGAUGCUCAACCAGCAGGAUCAGCAGAUGAUGAUGCAACAGCAGCAGAACCUGCAUAACCAGCAGCAGAAUAAUCUGCAGCAGCAGCAUCAGAGUCAGGCCCAACUGCAGCAGCAUCACCAGCAGCAGAAUCAGCAACAAAAUCAGCAACAACAGCAGCAGCAGCAUCAGCAACAGCAGCAACAUCAGCAACAGACAAUGCCGUUGCCACCAAACGAUAUAUUAUCCCGCGAAGAUAUAGAGGAGAUAGAUGCCUUGUUCAAUAUGUCGCCGUUGCCUUCACUGGGAUCUCAGCUCAACACCAGUGGCAACAACAACAAUCAGAGCUACAACGGUGGCAGCAAUCAGAAUGGCAACCAGAACAACAACAACAAUGGCAACUCGAAUGCCCCUCAAAAUACGAACGAGGAUUCGUUGCUGUCCUACAUGCAGAUGGCCACGGAGUCGAGUCCUUCGCUGAACUUCCACAUGGGCAUCAGUGACGAAGGCUCGGAGACUCACAGCGAAGACAACAAGCUGAUGCACAGCAACAACAGCAAUCAGAUGCAGCAGCAACACCAGCAACAAAUGAUGCAGCAACAGCAGCAGCACCAGCAACAGCAGCAACAACAACAGCAGCAGCAGUCCAACAACUUCUUCAGCUCCAAUCACUUUCUCAACAACAGUCAGAAUCAGAACCAAAAUCAGUUGCCGAACGAUUUGGAGAUAUUGCCAUACCAGAUGUCCCAGGAGCAGUCGCAGAAUCUGUUCAACUCACCUCACACAGCACCCGGCAGCAGUCAGUAGAUCCAGGUCCCUGGUGUACAUAACUCUCUGUAGGCUAUAAGAUUCUUAAGAUUGUUAGGUUAUCCACCUCCCCACACCCAGUACUCCCCUAUAUCUACUUGCGUAUUAUAACUCUAGACCUUAGACAAGUUUGGCCUCUGGCUCUCUUUAUCGAACCUCCUCUAUUGGAAACCCAGAACUAGUUGUAGAUCUCAACAGACUGAGUAUUGUUCUAUCUCCGAAGUGCAUGAUCGUGUAAAUAUUUAUGUAUAUGUAUGUAUAUCCCUAUCGAUAGUAAAGUUCUCAAAUUAAUCCAAUCUAAGUAGGUAAGCUGAUUGAAAUGUAGUUUUAGGAAGAGCCCAUCGUUUCCGUAGGUUAGCCUUAUUAUCCAGUAAGUGCCAUCGUGGCACAACAGGGAUCUCUGAUAUGUAAUCGAACCUUAAAGCCUAUGCCUAAGUUAUUUUACCCAACUAACUAACUUACUAACAAAACAUGAGCCAAGCUAAUCCAAUUCCAUAUUAUUUUCAAGACUGGGCUUUGCCACCGAGGUCAUACAAAUAUUCCGUAUAUGUUAGGUAAUUGAAUAAGCUAAUGUUUAAAUCAAAACUCAGGUUGAGAUUGCAACUGACAUUUAUUUUGCUGUGAGCAUAUUCCCAUAAGUUCUCCGCUGGCCCCCUCCCCAUUAGGCCGACAUCUCUAGUUUGUUUGUGUUUUUUUUUUGUGCCCAGAUAACCCCAAGAGUCCCUUGUAUUACGAUAUUGCUGUUGGAGGGGCGCCCUCGUUCGAUUCGAAUAUGUUUCGAUCCUCAGCUGAUAAAGAGCCAAAUGCUUUAAACUUAUUACCUAAAAUAUCUUAAACUCAACUACAAAACUACCUUAAUAUCGAUAGUUAGGCCUUAAGAUUGUACAUACCUAUAGGACAAGUCGGGAGCACUUGCUUAAGAAUGUAAAUAGGCGCGUAGAACCAUUUUGUACAUAACUAGAUGUUUCUAUAUAAUUUCCAAGAACACACACUCCCUCAAAACAAGCAAGCUAAUCAAAUCAAAAUCUUUAUCAACCAAAUACAGAAUCGUAAUAAAAGAAACGAAAUCAGUUACAAAGACGACUAA
Molecule: messenger RNA, 4468 nt
Organism: Drosophila bipectinata
Lineage: Eukaryota; Metazoa; Arthropoda; Insecta; Diptera; Drosophilidae
Gene: Clk
Product: circadian locomoter output cycles kaput protein Clock
Biological process (GO): circadian regulation of gene expression; regulation of transcription by RNA polymerase II
Cellular component (GO): nucleus; cytoplasm; CLOCK-BMAL transcription complex
Molecular function (GO): DNA-binding transcription factor activity, RNA polymerase II-specific; protein dimerization activity; RNA polymerase II cis-regulatory region sequence-specific DNA binding
Source: RefSeq, a predicted model, not a curated record